AUGGCGCAGGCACUCUUCGACGCGUUGGGAGUUGGGAUGGACAACCAGACUGCUCUGGCUGUGCAGUCACUACUGGAUAGCCAGAGUAGUGUCCAGGAUCAGUCAACCAGUGCAGCUGAGGAGGAAGAUGUUUUCCAGUGUGGUAAGUGCAAGAAACAGUUUUCAAAUCUCCCAGCAUUUAUGGCUCACAAGAGGGAAAGAUGCUUACCAGUACUGCAGCAAAACCAACCAAGACCUGUUAGCGUAACAACCACACAUGCAUUACCAAAUCCUAACAGUGCAUUUACUACAUCAGUACAGCACCACACUCUCAAUAGGCAAGUUGCUUAUCCAGUAGCAGUGUCUGGACCAGUUCCUUCAUCGCCGCUGACACAAAACAUGAAUAUGUUAAAUGAUGACAUGUUGAUGUCAACAUUCGGCAGUAUGGAUCAGUCUACCUUGCCAACCACAGCGUUUCAGACCGGAGCAUUUCAAAGUACUCCAGUACAGACUGGACCUUUUCUUCAUCAAGUUCAGCCACAAAGAACCAGUUCUAUACCUACCACAGUUCAAACCGUACAACCUGGUGGUUUCUCGACCGUGAAUGCAGCAGCUCUGACCAAUACAGUUACCACCCUCCAGCACACUCAGAUUGUACAGUCAAUACAACAACAACAGCCUCAUAUGACUCAAAUUAGUGUAGCCCAAGUACAAAAGCAGCCAAGCCCUCCAAAGCAGAUGCAACCAACAUCGAAUAGACCCAAUGUAAAUGUCAUCACUGAUGUACAGGCUGUAGCAAAAAGACGGCGUAAUGCCAAUCAAGAGAGCGUGAAGAAACCAGGCAAGUUGAAGUGCACCUUCUGUGAUAAGACCUUCAACAAAAACUUUGACCUGCAGCAGCACAUUCGGAGCCACACAGGUGAGAAGCCAUUUCAGUGCAUUGUGUGUGGUAGGGCUUUUGCUCAGAAGUCCAACGUGAAGAAGCAUAUGCAGACACACAAAGUGUGGCCUCAUGGGACUGGUAACACUCUGCCAAAGCAGGUACCUGGUGGCACAUCGGAUGUCUCUGAUGAUGAGUCAACCCAACAGUCGUCUGAAAACGCCACUUCACCAGUACAGAUGCAACAUCAAGUGGAGAAGAGUAUAGACACAGACAAAGACGGUAUUGGUAUUGUGGUGGUUGUUGACAAUUCUUAUCUCUGUCAAUAUUGUCCUAUGACAUUCAAGUCCUAUUUCCAGUUAAAAUCACACAUGACACAACAUAAAACAGAACAGGUGUAUAAAUGUAUACUGAAAACAUGUGGGAUGACUUGGAAAGACUUGGAUAGUUUCCUGGAGCAUACUAAAACCCAUGAGAAUGAAAUGUCAUACAGAUGUCACCUAUGCAAUAAACAUUUCCCAUCUCUAUAUGAGUUAGGUGUUCAUCAGUAUUCUCAUAGCUUAUACCCUAACCAAGGACCAAAACCUGGACCAAGAUACUUCCGUUGCAAUAAGUGUAUGAAUAAAUAUGCUACCCCAGAAGCUCUAGACCAUCACUUAGCAACUACCAGCCAUAGCUAUCCCUGUCCUAACUGUGAUAAAGUAUUUCCAUGUGAGCGAUAUCUGCGGAGGCAUCUACCUGUUCAUGGAACAAUGGGUGAACACGUCUGUGAUCACUGCAAGAAACGAUUCAAGACUGAACACUAUCUGAAGAUGCAUGUUCUGAUACACACAGGAGUCAAACCGUUCAAGUGCGAACAGUGUGAAGCAGCAUUUAAUCGCAAAGAUAAACUUAAGCGUCAUUUAUUGAUUCAUGAUCCCAUCAAGAAAUUCAAAUGUCCUUUCCGCACUCACACUGGAUGUACAAAGGAGUUUAAUCGGCCAGACAAGCUGAAAGCACACAUAAUAGCUCACAGCGGGAUUAAGCCCUACAAAUGUAAGUAUUGCAGUAAGAGUUUCAGUCGUAAACCACACAUGCUGGAACAUGAGCGUAUGCACACAGAUGAUUACAACAUUAGGUGUGAGAAGUGUAAAAAGGGAUUCGCAAGAGACAAGUAUUUAAAAGAACACAAGUGCCGACCAGGACGUGAAGCGAAGAAGAUCAAAGAGGUACGAGAUGAUAAUGAGGAAGAUGAGGAAGAAGUAGUGGUGAUGAAGAAACCCGCGCCCAAACGAAGAACAACAAGAGUUAAGAUAACUGAGAAAACACAAACUAGUCGAAGAAGUAUCCGUAAGCGCGGUCGACCACCUCGUAAAGUUACUAAAGUGACAACAAUAGUUACUGAGGUUGAGGAGUCUCAUAACAGUACCAGUGCAGAAGACAUUCAGAAAGAUCUUGAGAGAAUUAAAGCCCAGAUGAUUCAGAAUAAAACCACAGAGAGCAUAAUGACAGUGGAGAACAUGCAAAAGGAUAUGGGUGGAGGAGGAGACGCUAUGGUGUCCUUGACAACAGAUGAGAUUGCAGAAAUGGAUGCUGAACAUUUAGACACAGGUUCACUAGGUGAUAGUGUAGACGCAUCAUUGCAAUCCAAUGACAGCAACCAGGCCACUUUAGCAGCAGCAGUCGCAGCACAGGAUGCAAGUAUAGCUCCUGGUACUGAAGCAUCGUCAGGUGAGACAGCAACAUCAUUAUUAGAGAGUACGUCCAUGACAGAUUGUACAGAAGAUAGCGGGGUACCCAUUGCUUAUAGAUACUUUUCAUCGUCCACCGGAGAUGGACUUUCCUAAAACAUUAUAUUUGUAAAUAAUCA
Molecule: messenger RNA, 2708 nt
Organism: Saccoglossus kowalevskii
Lineage: Eukaryota; Metazoa; Hemichordata; Enteropneusta; Harrimaniidae
Product: zinc finger protein 341-like
Biological process (GO): regulation of gene expression
Cellular component (GO): nucleus
Source: RefSeq, a predicted model, not a curated record